UUAAUUAUUCUAACCUGUCUAUUUUAAUUUAAGAAAAAACUAGAAAUUAAUAGGAUAUGUUUGUAAAAGUUUUAUUUCGUAACAGUAAUGUUAAUGAACUAAUUCGUAGAAAUAUCACAAGUGUACUUUUGUUUACAAAGAAAAAUUUUAAGAACAAUAAUUGGGUAAAUAGUGAACCCAAGUCUAGGUAUUUUAUCAUUUUUGGUGCUGGUUUGAUCGGUUAUACACUGUUCAAUCGUCAAAAAUUGUUGCCUCAAGUAAAAGCAGCGAGUAUACUAGAUGGACUGCAUGGAAGAAGGUCACAAUAUAAUUUUAUAGCAGAUGUAGUUGAAAAAUCUGCUCCUGCUGUAGUCUACAUUGAAAUCAAAGACAGCAGGAGACUCGAUUUUUUCACAGGUAGACCUUCGACAGUUUCUAAUGGAUCAGGAUUUAUUGUAAAAGAAGACGGUUUAAUUUUAACAAAUGCCCAUGUGGUUGCUAGUAGGCCCCAUUCUAUUGUUGAAGUACGUUUACAUAAUGGAAUGAUAUAUAAAGGUGUUGUUGAAGAUAUCGAUAUUCAAAGUGAUUUAGCAACAGUUAGAAUUAAUGCUAAAAGUUUACCUACAAUGAAACUGGGCAAUUCAUCUGAAUUGAGGCCAGGUGAAUUUGUUGUUGCUAUAGGAAGUCCAUUGUCUCUUAGCAAUACUGUCACUUCAGGUGUGGUGAGCUCUCCUAAUCGUGCUUCACAAGAAUUGGGACUUCAUGGUAAGAAUAUGGAAUACAUUCAAACAGAUGCUGCUAUUACUUUUGGCAACUCGGGGGGGCCUCUAGUUAAUUUAGACGGUGAAGCCAUUGGAAUAAACAGUAUGAAAGUUACAGCAGGAAUAUCAUUUGCAAUCCCAAUUGACUAUGUAAAAAAAUUUCUAAUGAAAACCCAAGAUACACCAAAAAUAUUAGGAAACAAAAAGAAAUACAUGGGAAUUACAAUGUUGACCUUGACUCCAGAAAUAUUAACGGAAAUGCAACUGAGGAAUCAAAAGAUCUCCCCUGACGUGCGUUAUGGUGUUUUAGUUUGGAAAGUUAUUCUCGGAUCACCAGCUUAUAGUGGAGGACUUAAACCUGGAGAUAUAGUAAUUGAAAUAAAUAAAAAAGCUGUUAAGAGUGCACAAGAUAUCUACUCUAUAUUAGCUGAUAUAAAAACUAAAACUCUAGAUAUGAAGGUUAUUAGAGGAGGUAAAAUUUUAUCAAUAAAUGUAGAACCUGAAGAUAUCAAUUAACAUUGACUUCAGAAAAUAAAGACAUAUUGUUUUUUUUUU
Agrilus planipennis (emerald ash borer) is the source of this 1295-nucleotide messenger RNA. RefSeq names its product serine protease HTRA2, mitochondrial-like. The record is from RefSeq and is a predicted model, not a curated record. NCBI's taxonomy places the organism in Eukaryota, Metazoa, Arthropoda, Insecta, Coleoptera, Buprestidae. Gene Ontology annotation, molecular function: protein binding; serine-type endopeptidase activity. The coding region runs from base 57 to 1256 and encodes 399 amino acids. Gene Ontology annotation, biological process: proteolysis; programmed cell death; positive regulation of apoptotic process. The transcript is spliced from 4 exons.